Messenger RNA from Setaria italica (foxtail millet), 840 nucleotides. Its product is annotated as putative cyclin-dependent kinase F-2. The coding region runs from base 1 to 840 and encodes 279 amino acids. The transcript has a single exon. Lineage: Eukaryota; Viridiplantae; Streptophyta; Magnoliopsida; Poales; Poaceae. Gene Ontology annotation, biological process: regulation of mitotic cell cycle; protein phosphorylation. The record is from RefSeq and is a predicted model, not a curated record. Gene Ontology annotation, cellular component: nucleus. Gene Ontology annotation, molecular function: cyclin-dependent protein serine/threonine kinase activity; ATP binding.
AUGGCGGCGGCGGCGCUCCCAACAGCACGCAAGCGUCCGGCGCUGGAUGAAGCCUGCCCCACGGAGGCCGGCAAGAAGCGGCCGCGCUACCAGCUCGCUGACACCGGCGACGAUAACGCGAUGCCCGAGAAGAUCGGUGAGGGCACUUCCAUCGCCACGGAGCUCACCGGCCCCAGCCUCCGGACCCGGCUCACGCGGCCCUUCUCCGAGUCCGAGGCGCGCGACUGCAUGAGGCAGCUGCUGCGGGCGGCGGGGGAGCUGCACGCCACGGGCACGAUCCACCGCGACAUAAGCCCCGACAACAUCCUCGUCGGCCCCGACGACGGCAGCGGCGCGCUAAAGAUCAGUGGCUUCGGACCCGCGGCGCCGGCGCCGGCAACGAUGCUCCUCGGGAAGACCUACAUGCUGGAGGAACCGCCCACGGGCGCGCUGCUGUACUGCGCGCCGGAGCGGCUGUUCGGGCUCCGGCGCCACGGGCCAGAGGUGGACGUCUGGGCGCUAGGGUGCGUGAUGGCCGAGCUCCUCGCCGGCGCGCCACUGUUCACGGAGGCCACGGAGGAUGAGAUGAUCACGCAGGGGCUGGACCUGCACGACGAGAUCCUCACGAUGGGAGUGGGGGCAUUCGACGGGAUGGGGAUGCUCGAUCGUCUGUCGCCGCCCGGGCGUGAGGUGCUUGCCGGCCUGCUGAGCUUCUACUCCGACGAGAGGCUCACCGCGGCGGACGCGCUCAAGCACCCGUGGUUCGCGGAGGAGGAUGUGGAGGCGGAGCCCCCCUGCUGCUGCCGUGGAAGCGGAGAUCCUUGGCUCUGUGCCCUUGAUCUCACAAGCAUAGUCCCGUAG